Messenger RNA from Scomber scombrus (Atlantic mackerel), 564 nucleotides. RefSeq names its product translocase of outer mitochondrial membrane 7 homolog (yeast) (gene tomm7). Gene Ontology annotation, cellular component: mitochondrial outer membrane translocase complex. Gene Ontology annotation, biological process: protein import into mitochondrial matrix. NCBI's taxonomy places the organism in Eukaryota, Metazoa, Chordata, Actinopteri, Scombriformes, Scombridae. The coding region runs from base 49 to 216 and encodes 55 amino acids. The record is from RefSeq and is a predicted model, not a curated record. The transcript is spliced from 3 exons.
GGCAGCAGCGGCAGCAGCAUCCUCAUCUUUGCUUGUCGGGAUAAAUAGAUGGCUAAACUAAGCAAAGAGACCAAACAGCGGCUGCAGCAGCUGUUCCAGUGCGGCCAGUUUGUCAUCCGAUGGGGCUUUAUUCCAACCGUGCUGUACCUGGGUUUCAAACGAGGAGCAGAUCCAGGGAUGCCUGAACCCACAGUCUUGAGUUUGCUAUGGGGCUGAGGAACAUCGUCUCCAACUGUGCAAAUCCUUCCCCUCCUCAAGAGACCACGUGACCCACCUGUCAUUGGAAAUCCCGGAAAAUGACUUUAUUUUUCACCUUCUCCAUGAACGUCUGAGAAGUGAUGAAUGAAUGUUAUCUGUUGCCAUAUUGUUUAUGGCUGUACAUGUACGGCGAGUGUCGGCUGUGUGGAUGGAAGAUGUUUGGAUGAACAAGCUGGAAUCAAGGCUUUGUCGCUGAAAAUAUUUAUAUAUGGUUUGUGUGACACCAUGUUUGGAUAUAACACUUGAUCCAUGUUUUUUUUCUCUCGGUUAUAAUUUGCCUGAAAAUAAAUCGCCCAAAAAAUGUUA